GCGCAUGCUCCGCCGGGCCGGGGCGCUCCCGGCCGGCGGAGGCGGCGGGAGGAAGUUACCGCUUUGCACUCCACCCCGGUAGCAGCUUCGGGGCUGGGGACAGCUUCCUCCGGACGCUCCGCGGGCUUCGCUGCCGCUGCACGGAGGUCCGACAAGAUCAUGGGGUUGCCCAAGGGGCCGGAAGGGCAGGGUCUCCCGGAGGUAGAAACAAGAGAAGAUGAAGAACAAAAUGUCAAGUUGACUGAGAUUCUGGAGCUCUUGGUUGCAGCUGGGUAUUUCAGGGCAAGAAUUAAAGGCUUGUCACCUUUUGACAAGGUGGUAGGAGGAAUGACCUGGUGCAUCACCACUUGCAACUUUGAUGUGGAUGUUGAUUUGCUCUUUCAGGAGAACUCUACAAUAGGUCAGAAAAUAGCUCUGUCAGAAAAAAUUGUGUCCGUCCUGCCAAGAAUGAAAUGUCCACACCAGCUGGAGCCCCACCAGAUCCAGGGGAUGGAUUUUAUUCACAUAUUUCCUGUUGUCCAGUGGCUGGUGAAGCGAGCUAUAGAAACGAAAGAAGAGAUGGGCGACUAUAUCCGGUCCUACUCCACAUCCCAGUUCCAGAAAGCCUACAGUCUCCCUGAGGAUGAUGACUUCAUCAAGAGAAAAGAAAAGGCCAUCAAGACAGUUGUUGACCUCUCGGAUGCCUACAAGCCCCGUCGGAAGUACAGACGCCAGCGGGGGGCCGAGGAGCUGCUGGAUGAAGAAUCACGGGUCCACACGACGCUUUUGGAAUAUGGCAGGGUCACUGAUUCCUUGAUGAGGUAUGGAUUUAGCAACCGGAGCAAAGCAGAGAAGGCCGAGGACAAGAAAAUGGCACUUCCCACAGGGCUGUUAGCUGCAGAGAAAGCCGAUGCCCACGAGGAAGAUGAGCUUCAGGCUGCUGAAGAGCAGCGUAUUCAGUCCCUGAUGACCAAGAUGACUGCCAUGGCACGUGAGGAGAACCGUCUGACCGCUAGCUCCGUGGGCCAGAUCGUGGGCCUCUGCUCUGCCGAGAUCAAGCAGAUUGUGUCUGAGUAUGCAGAGAAGCAGUCUGAGCUAUCAGCUGAAGAAAGUCUGGAAAAAUUAGGAACCUCCCAACUACAUCGUCAUAAAGUCAUUUCCUUGAACAAGCAGAUUCUGCAGAAGACCAAACAACUGGAAGAGCUGCAGGCAAGUCGUACCGACCUACAAGCCAGAUAUGAGGAAAAAAAGAAAACGCUGACAGAGCUCAAGAGUUAUGGUGAGAAACUGGACAAAGAACAGGCCGCCCUUGAGAAGGUAGAAGCCAAAGCUGAUCCAGGCAUCCUGCAGAACUUGAGAGCCCUUGUAGCCAUGAAUGAAAAUCUGAAAAGUCAGGAACAGGAGUUUAAAGCACAUUGUCGAGAGGAGAUGGCACGGCUGCAGCAGGACAUUGAAAACCUGAAGGCUGAGAGGGCUCCAGGCAGAGAUGAAAAGACCCUCUCCAGGGGAGAGCAGCACGGUGCCCUAACCCCUGCUAUGACGCACAACGAAGACCUAGACAGACGGUAUAAUAUGGAGAAAGAGAAGCUUUACAAGAUCCGUUUACUACAGGCUCGAAGAAACCGAGAAAUAGCAAUCUUGCAUCGCAGGAUUGACGAAGUGCCCAGCAGAGCCGAGCUGAUACAGUAUCAGAAGAGAUUUAUCGAACUCUACCGCCAGAUUUCAGCAGUGCACAAAGAAACCAAGCAGUUCUUCACUUUAUAUAAUACCCUGGAUGACAAAAAGGUUUAUUUGGAAAAAGAGAUCAGCCUGCUGAACUCAGUUCAUGAGAACUUCUCACAAGCCAUGGCCUCCCCUGCUUCCCGGGACCAGUUUUUACGUCAGAUGGAACAGAUCGUAGAAGGAAUUAAGCAAAGUCGAAUGAAGAUGGAGAAGAAGAAGCAAGAGAACAAAAUGAGACGAGACCAGUUGAACGACCAGUACUUGGAACUGUUAGAAAAACAGAGGCUGUACUUUAAGACUGUGAAAGAGUUCAAGGAGGAGGGCCGCAAAAAUGAGGUGCUGCUGUCCAAGGUGAAAGCCAAGGCCUCCUGAAAAUUCCCACAUGGCACCGUACGUCAUUGAUGUCUUUUUCUAAAUGCCGUGUAUCAACUACAAGAUGGUGAAAUGGCUCUGAACGCUGCAGCAAAGAUGCAGGUGUGAUGAUCUCGACACCCUGGAUAUUUCCUUUCUCCUGUUUGCUUCCAUUGUUGUCGAUGGAAUCAGAUGGUGCAACCGUCCUGGCUCGGGGAACACCCGUCCUCCGGUGAAGAGACGUGGGCAGUGUUUGUCCUCUGUGUCCAUUCGGCUCUUAUUUCUCCAGUGACAUUGCACAUAUGAAAGGUACCGUGUUUGUCUGGACUCUGAAUAAAGUGAUGUUGAUUGAGCAGCCUCUGAGGAGGCACUGAGGGAGAGAGCAGGGCGGCAUAGACCCUGCUGCCAGGCUCCCAGCGAGUGGCCCCAGAGCCUGACCACUGGGAUGUUUUUCUUCUUAGUAAACAAGGCUUUUAGCUGAAUGACCAGCCCAGGUGAGUGUUCCUCGCUCGGGCCUUUCACUCGCCCGUGGUGCCUUUUGUUCCCGUCCCCUUGGGCGCCAGCCAGCGGGCUUGAUGGUGUAGCAACUAGAAAGAAAGCUCAGCACCUGCCCUGGCUUCACCCUCUCGCUCCGCUCAAGUUCAUCUCACCAAAAA
Messenger RNA from Kogia breviceps (pygmy sperm whale), 2708 nucleotides. It is a transcript of the gene CCDC93, whose product is annotated as coiled-coil domain containing 93. Gene Ontology annotation, biological process: Golgi to plasma membrane transport. Lineage: Eukaryota; Metazoa; Chordata; Mammalia; Artiodactyla; Physeteridae. The record is from RefSeq and is a predicted model, not a curated record.